UCGUAAAAUAAUUGCAUUGUAUGUAUAUUUGGUUGAUCUUUCGAACGUGUAUAUAGUGAAACCACAAUGUCUGUGUUCUUCGUGAAUGCUAACCAAGAUAGCGAAGUCGAAGGAGAUUCCAAUGGUGAUUUACAAAUUGCAUCACCAGGCAGCUCCGAAGCCCAACAAAAUUUAAUACAAUUUUGGCCAAAAGUUACAGAAGAAAUAAAAAAGAUUAGAUCGAUAGAUCAAAAGACACAAUCUCUACCAUUGGCGAGGAUAAAAAAAAUAAUGAAAUUGGACGGAGAUGUUAAAAUGAUAAGCGCGGAGGCUCCAAUGCUUUUUUCUAAAGCAGCUGAAAUCUUUAUUCACGAGUUAACUCUUAGAGCAUGGGUUCACACGGAAGACAAUAAAAGAAGAACUCUUCAACGAAACGAUAUUGCAAUGGCAAUAACUAAAUAUGAUCAGUUUGAUUUUCUUAUCGAUAUUGUUCCUAGAGACGAACUUAAACAAAGCAAAGCGCAAUCAGAAAGCACAGUGCGCACAUCUAUGAACUCGGAUCAAGUUCAUUAUUACUUUCAAUUGGCACAGCAGCAAGCAUCGGCAAAUCAAAAUGUACAAAAUAAUGGUACGGGUACCCAACCUAUACAAAUUAUACAACCCACCACUGGGCAAUUACAAACAAUAAACAUUGGCAGUCCAGUUGAACAGGAGACAUCUAACACGAGUACGACUCAAACCGUUACUGUGCAGAGUCCUCAACAGUCUUCGGGUCAACAAAUAAUCCAAUUACAACAGGCGCAACAAACUCCAACUUCUCAGACUGGAGGGAUUCAAAUAGUACAACAAAUUGUUACUCCCACAGGAGAAAUUCAACAAAUACCUAUUCAGUUGACUCCUCAACAACUACAAAUGAUACGCAUGCAGGUUCAAGGAGGUAGCAAUCAACCUAUCAUAAUUCAAACUGCUCCCAUUCAAACACAACCUCAGCUCAUACAAGUCGCGCAAGGUGCACAAGCACCAGUUUUCUUACAAACCAGUGCUGCUGAUAACGAGUAACACAGUAAAUUAUAAACUUUCUAGGAAAUGAUUGAUUAACACAUUAAAUGAUGUUACAUAAGAAA
This is a messenger RNA of Polistes dominula (European paper wasp), 1103 nucleotides long. It is a transcript of the gene Nf-YC, whose product is annotated as nuclear factor Y-box C. Gene Ontology annotation, cellular component: nucleus; CCAAT-binding factor complex. Gene Ontology annotation, biological process: regulation of transcription by RNA polymerase II. NCBI's taxonomy places the organism in Eukaryota, Metazoa, Arthropoda, Insecta, Hymenoptera, Vespidae. Gene Ontology annotation, molecular function: protein heterodimerization activity; RNA polymerase II cis-regulatory region sequence-specific DNA binding; DNA-binding transcription activator activity, RNA polymerase II-specific. The record is from RefSeq and is a predicted model, not a curated record.